This is a messenger RNA of Brugia malayi, 714 nucleotides long. Its product is annotated as Cytidylyltransferase family protein. NCBI's taxonomy places the organism in Eukaryota, Metazoa, Nematoda, Chromadorea, Rhabditida, Onchocercidae. The record is from RefSeq and is a predicted model, not a curated record. Bases 1 to 714 code for a protein of 237 amino acids. Gene Ontology annotation, molecular function: nicotinamide-nucleotide adenylyltransferase activity; nicotinate-nucleotide adenylyltransferase activity. Gene Ontology annotation, biological process: NAD+ biosynthetic process. The transcript has 3 exons.
AUGAACAGUCUGGAAGGAGCACGAGUAGCUCUGUUGGCAUGUGGUUGUUAUAACCCGCCAACAAUUAUGCACCUUAGGAUGUUCGAGAGCGCUCGUGAUUUCUUGGAAGUUCGCUAUGGAUGCGAGGUGGUUGAAGGAAUUUUAAGUCCAGUUGCUGAUUAUUUUGGCAAACCUGACUUGUUGCCUGCAACACACAGGUAUAAGAUGUCAGAAUUAGCAGUGAAGAGUUCAACGUGGAUUCGAGCUGACCAAUGGGAGUGCACUCAAAAGCAGUGGACCAGAACACUUUUAGUUUUGAUACACUUUAAGCAGAUGUUAGAUCGGAAAUAUAAUGAUAAACGGUUGCGUUUGAUGUUGUUAUGCGGUGGUGACGUUGUGGAUUCAUUCAAGCGAAUAACACCUUCGGGAGAUUAUCUUUGGGAUCCCUCAGAUAUUGGUGCAAUUAUACGAGAUUUCGGUUUGGUAGUACUGGCAAGACAAAAUGCAGAACCAAUGAAAACUUUGAGUCAACUUGGCUAUAAUGGUCAAUCAUUAGCGAAUGUGUUUAUUUUUGAAGAUACAGCUUUACCUAAUGAUAUAAGCUCUACACGUUUACGGGCUGCGGUUCGACGUGGUGAAUCGAUAAAAUAUUGUACGAUGGAUUCGGUAGUGGAUUACAUUAGAAAACACCAACUUUAUCGUAUUAAGAAUAAUCAAGUUACAAACUGUUCUUAG